AUGGAGGCAAUAUGUGAGUCUAACAAGCUUGGCAUUCCCUGUACAAAGUGUUCUCCAAACAGCAGCUGUAGAUCUUGUGACGGAUCACAUUACGGGGUCUGGUGUGAACGUCAGUGUUCUCCCGGAUGUAUACCUGGAUCAUGUGAUGAGCUUCCUGGAGAGUGUUCGAGAUGUAAAGAUGGGUUCCAUGGAAACCAAUGUCAAUUUUCUAAAAAUUGUACCUGUACGAACUGUUCCUUAGCAUGCACCGAGUGUAAUAUUUUGUAUCAAGAAUGCACCCGAUGUAAAGUUUCCAGAUAUGGUCAAUUUUGUCAGUAUCAGUGUCCUCCUAACUGUGAUGCAUGUUAUAUAAACAACGGCACGUGUCGGACAUGUAAAGACGGUCAUUUUGGAGAAAAUUGCUCAGAUCAAGUGAGAACGGACGUAGGGAAAAUACUCUUUUGGGUGUUGUUUCCUAUUGGAUUUAUCGCCGUAUUAGCCUCACCCUUUCUUCUGAAAAAAUUUGGUAGACGUUUUUUAUGUUCUAAGUCCUUUUCAUUCUUCAAACAUACAAGAACACCAGCCCUAAAUCUAUCCGAACAGGCAAUGAUGACACGUAACACACUGAACAGAAGCCGUGUAAUAUUAGAACCCGAGGGAAAUAGCCACUACCUAGACGACCCGUACGAUGGUGUAGUACAAGUCGUAGUGACCUUCAGUAACAUCAAAACUAAAAGUUUGUCCAUAGAGCAGUUUGUCAAAGACACCCACCAAAAGAUGAUGGCCAAUGAAUUCCGUUCAGAAUUCAAGAUUCUGCCGAAUGGCCUUAUGAAUUUGCACACAGAAGCUUUGAAAAUGGAAAAUAGUACGAAAAACAGAUUCAAAAAGAUAUAUCCUUAUGAUGCAAACAGAGUAAUAUUGGAACCUAUUGGAAGUCUUUUUCCUGGGAAUUACAUCAAUGCCAGUUAUGUUAAUGGAGUUUACAAGGAAAACGCCUACAUUGCAGCACAAGGACCGUUUACUCCGCAGACCAUUGUGGAUUUCUGGAGAAUGGUCUGGCAAACGCAGAGCAAGAGAAUUGUAAUGCUUACACGAUUAACAGAAGGAAAUGCGGAAAAAUGUAUGCAAUAUUGGCCGGGAAACGCAGGGGAAUUUGGACCUUUCUCAAUAAUUGUCCAAAAGGAAGAUAGCAUGGAUAAAUUUACAAUACGAAAAUUUAUUGUUAGAAUGGGGGAAGAGACCAGGCGGGUGACACAGUACCAGUUUACAGUCUGGCCUGAUACAAAAGUCCCACAUAACCUCGAGGCGCUUCUUUGUUUUCGAAACAUCUCUAAAAAUUCAAUAAGUCCCAACGAAGGACCAAUAAUUGUACAUGGAAGUGCGGGUAUUGGUCGCACUGGGUCAUUUAUCGCCCUGGACUACCUCCUAGAGAAGGGAUUUAAGGAGGGAAGUGUUGACGUCAAGAACUGCGUCAUCAACCUGAGACAACAAAGAGCUUUCUCCAUCCAGUCCGUUGACCAGUAUAUUUUCCUGCAUGAUGCACUGGUGGAAGGUUUGACAAAUCUGACAUUAAAUUGUGCGCUUCAUGUGGUGGAUGAAAUGUGAUUUAAGUACUUUGAAACCCUAGUAAAAUCAACCUUUGUAUGAAGUUAAACAUUGUAUAACAGUUGCAUU
Saccostrea cuccullata (small rock oyster) is the source of this 1653-nucleotide messenger RNA. RefSeq names its product receptor-type tyrosine-protein phosphatase epsilon-like. The coding region runs from base 1 to 1584 and encodes 527 amino acids. Lineage: Eukaryota; Metazoa; Mollusca; Bivalvia; Ostreida; Ostreidae. Gene Ontology annotation, biological process: protein dephosphorylation. The record is from RefSeq and is a predicted model, not a curated record. Gene Ontology annotation, molecular function: protein tyrosine phosphatase activity. The transcript has 13 exons.